Messenger RNA from Hippoglossus stenolepis (Pacific halibut), 4733 nucleotides. RefSeq names its product huntingtin-interacting protein 1-related protein. Gene Ontology annotation, molecular function: clathrin-cargo adaptor activity; actin filament binding; phosphatidylinositol-3,4-bisphosphate binding. Gene Ontology annotation, cellular component: clathrin-coated vesicle; actin cortical patch. Lineage: Eukaryota; Metazoa; Chordata; Actinopteri; Pleuronectiformes; Pleuronectidae. Gene Ontology annotation, biological process: actin filament organization; clathrin coat assembly; endocytosis. The record is from RefSeq and is a predicted model, not a curated record.
AAGCGACUUCAUCCGCUCUCAGGUUCACUUUGAGAGGAGGAACUUUUUAGAUGAUAUCCGCCGCGCGCAUGUGACGCACCUUUUGUUUAAAGGAGGGUAAUGAGCUGAAACCUGGACUGGGACCAUCUGACUUGUAGUUUGUGUGGAGUACAGGGAGCAGGAUGAGCAAAACAAAGAAUAAAAGCGACAAUAAGACGGAAAAGGCUUUGGCUGCGGAGAAGGAGCAGUUUGGCAAACAACAGCUCCACAACAUCAGCAAAACUGUCACCUCAGCCGAAACACCGCCCAAAGAGAAAUAUGUGCGCAACAUCAUCAUGGGGAGUCACAAGGAGGGUGGAGCCGCCACCUUCUGGUCCUACGUCCUGAACUUGCCUCUGUCCAGUAACGCCAUAGUCAGCUGGAAGUUCUGCUAUCUGCUGCACAAACUGCUCAGGGGCGGCCACAGAAACGCUGUUAGAGACUCUCACCGAUACUGUCGCAACGUGAAAGAUAUGGGUAUCCUCUGGGGAAACUUGCAUGACCGAUACGGCCACAUCGUCGCCCUGUCAGCCAAAUUCCUCUGCCUCAAAAUAGAAUUUCAUGCAAAGCACAAGGUGAUUCCAGCCAACCUGGAGGCCAGUGAUGAGACUUUGGAGAGGGAAGCAGGAACUGACAAGAACAAAGUGUUGGAUAUGACACAGGAGCUGUUGGAUUACCUGGACGCUGGACUGAAGAUGUCUGAGACAGUUCUGCGUCAGCUCGACUCCAACGGGGCCAAAUCUACAACUCCAGCAGGACGGUGCAGGCUGACUCCCCUGAUACCGCUCAUACUGGACUGCAGCUUCCUCUACCACUUCUCUGUGAGGCUGAUGUUUAAACUCCACAGCUGCAUCACCCCAGAUGCUCUUCUUGGACACAGAGAGCGGUUCCGUGAUCUCUUCAUGAGCCUCACGCAGUUCUUUGAUAGAGCAAGGGAAAUGGAGUUCUUCAAAAGAAUCAUCCAGAUCCCAGAUCUCCCAGACUCUCCACCAAACUUCCUGCGAGCUGCUGCCCUGGCCGAGUAUAAGAAGCCAGUGGUGGUGAUGCCCGACGAGGAGCGGCAAGAGGAGGAGGAGGUGGAGCCACAGCCGGAGUUUAGAGAAGCACCACAGUACUAUUCCCUGAGCCAAAUGGCAGCACCCGACGCUUCUCUGGCGCAGAGAGAAACUGAGAGCAUGAGGAGGGAGCUGGAGGUGCUGAAACCAGAGCUGCAUCUCAUCAGGAACGAGGCUCAGAGGUGUGUGACCGAGUUAAAGUCUCAAGUGAAUCACCUGGAAGCUGAGGUGGAGGAGCAGCGCACCCACAAGCAGAUGGCAAUGGUGGAAAACGAACACCUGCGGAUGGAAGUGGAGGGUCUGCGGUGCAAUAACGUCGCCAAUGUGGGGGCACAGAUUGGACUGAAGGAGGCAGAUAGCAGAGCUCAGGCAGCGGAGGUUCGUUUCACUCAGCUCAAAGAGAGACACGCCGAGCUGGUUACCAGUCACGCCGACUUAAUGAAGAAGAACACAGAGACAGUGAAGGCGCUGUCCGGUACAAAACAAGACCAAGGAGAUUUACUGAGAGCGAAGACACAGCUAGAAAGUGAGCUGGAAAUACUACGGCAGGAGAAAAGAAACACGAUGAGUCAGCAGCAGCAGGAGGCCGACCGCCUCAACAAGGAACUGCUGGAGCAGCGAGCAGAGCUGGCCCUCCUCCGCGGCACCCUGCAGAAUAAAGAGAGGGAGGGAUCUCAUGUGAGCAGCAGCCUGGUCGCUCUGCAGGCGGAGCGGGAAGUGCUGCUGCGUUCGGCCAGAGAGAGGGACGCCGAGCUCUCCUCGCUGAGACAGCAGGCGCAGCAGCAGCAGGGCUCCCUGGACCUGGAUAGAGACCGCACCAACAGAGAGCUGGAGGCGCUGAGAGCUCAGCUGCAGCAACAGCUGGCCAUCAAUGCAGAGCAGAAGCUGGAGAUCGACAGGCUGAGGCGAGAGCUGGACUCAACACGAGCAGAGCUGACACGUGCGAACAACGCCCUGAUGAGCAAAGAAAUGAGUGGUACCCAGCUGAACAGUACACUAGUAGGGAUGCAGGCGGAGAGGGAAGGGUUGCUCCGGUCGGUGAGGGACCAUGAGUCGGAGCUGACCUCCCUCAGGCAGCAAGCUCAGCUCCAGCAGAGCUCCAUGGAGCAGGAGAGGCAGCGCAGCAGCAUGGAGCUGGGAAGCUUGCACGCCCAGAUACAGCAGCAGGCCUGCCGUGAAGGUGAGCUGACCCAGAAGCUGCAGGACGAGCAGUUCUGUCUGCUGCAGUGUGCUGUGGUGGAGGCCGAGGGCAUCAUACUGGACGCUGUGGCCAAACUGGACGACCCCAUUCACGUCCGCUGUAUCAGCUCACCUGAUUACUUGGUGAACCGUGCUGAAAUCACUCUGGCUUCCAUAGACAAGAUGCAGCAGAGCCACGCGGUCUACGUGGGAAACAUGAGCGAUGCCAGCGGCUUGUUGAGAGCGGUCACACAGUUCUCCCACCUCUCUGCCGACACCAUCGUCAACGGAGCAGCAACAUCGCACUCGGCCCCCACCGACCAAGCUGACCGUUUGACUGACAGCUGCCGGGACUGUGCGAAUAACUGCCUGCAGUUCUUGAAGGACCUGAAGUUUCAGGCCAGUUUACAGAGAGCAGACCCCUCUGCCAUACGCUACACUGUUCAACGCAUCCUCGCCUUAGGACAGGAAUUGCGUCCAAAGGGGCGGGAUGUGCUGAAAGAAGAGCUGGGAGGCAUGGUGGACAGAGAGAUGAUUGCUACCUCCACUGCCAUCGAGGAGGCCGUGCUGCGAAUGGACGAGAUAAUGAACCAGGCAAGGAGAGACACUACUGGUGUUAAGCUGGAGGUCAACCAGGGUAUCCUGGGAUCCUGCUCCGACCUGAUGAAGGCUGUUCAUAUGCUGGUGACGGCCUCUGCUGAUUUACAGAAAGACAUAGUGGAAGGAGGCAGGGGAGCAGCGUCCGUUACAGACUUUUAUGACAAAAACUCUCGCUGGACCGAGGGACUCAUCUCCGCGUCUAAGGCCGUGGGCUGGGGCGCCACACAGCUGCUAGACUCAGCGGACCGGGUUGUGGGUGAAAAUGGUAGGUACGAGGAGCUCAUCGCCUGUUCACACGAGAUCGCCGCCAGCACCGCCCAGCUGGUCGCUGCCUCAAAGGUGAAGGCUGACCGCAACAACAAGAAGCUGAACACGCUGCAGCAGGCCUCGCGACACGUAAACGACAUGGCCGCCGUGGUCGUCACCUCCACCAAGCACGGGCAGCAGCAGAUCUCCGACCACGGUAUGAUGGACUUCUCCGGCCUGUCUCUGAUCAAGCUGAAGAAAGAAGAAAUGGAGGCUCAGGUGAAGGUGCUGCAGCUGGAGAGCGAGCUGGAGCAGGAGCGGGUCCGCCUGGGGGAGCUGAGGAAGAGGCACUACGUGCUCAGCCCCUCUGGGAGCAUUGACGAAGAACAGGAGGCAUCUGAUCACUUCCCGCCGCCGCCGCCGCCCACACUGCUCGACUCACCGCCGGUGCCAUCGUCCUUUUCGCAGACGCAGCCUUACCUGAACACUCAGAGCUUUGCUCAAAGCAACCCGUUCGCCCCGACUCAAACGCAGCCCUUCUCGCUGCCUCAGUCUUACACACCAACAAACACUCACACACCGCCUCAAACAUACACACCGUCUCAAACAUACUCAAACAUACACACGUCUCAAACAGUCACACCGUCUCAAACAUACACACCGUCUCAAACCUUCACACCGUCUCAAACCUUCACACCGUCUCAAACAUUCACACCGUCUCAAACCUUCACACCGUCUCAAACCUUCACACCGUCUCAAACAGUCACACCGUCUCAAACCUUCACACCGUCUCAAACCUUCACACCAUCUCAAACCUUCACACCAUCACAAACAUACACACAGGCCCAAACCUUCACACCAUCACAAACAUACACACGUCCCAAACUCACACCAUCACAAACAUACACACCGUCUCAAACCUUCACACCAUCACAAACAUACACACAGGCCCAAACCUUCACACCAUCCCAGACUCACACACCGUCUCAAACCUUCACACCAUCUCAGCCUUACAUCCCAGCUCAGCCUUUCACACCAAACCCGACCCAAAGUUACUCAAAACCUCAGUCCUACUCGCCGUCACAGACGAGGUCCUCGUCGCAGACGUCGCCUCAUCCGCCUGCUCAGCCUCAGGCGACCCCACAGAACAAUACCGGGUCCCCCAAACCAUCCUCCAAGAGGCAAAACAUCUUCAGCAAAUCUGGAAACUUGCUGAAGAACGCAUUUAAACGAAGUGAAACUGGAACGGGGGAAUCCUGAGGAAGCGUGAUUGAAAAAGAAGACAAGAUGAUUUCACUUCCACAUAAAAUGCUUCUUAUAUGUCGACAACAAUGACUUUGUUUAUUAACUUCAUUCUCUCUCUGGCUUUGACUUUGUGUUUUACACCAGUUACAGAAAAUGUGGAAAUGAAACUGACAUUAUGCUGUAUCCUCUUUUUGAUCUGACAGUAACACUUAUAUUCUCUUACUAAUCGAUGUUGCACAUAAAGGUAAAAGAGGAAUUCCUGCACAAUACAUUGUUUUCAGUCAUGUACAACUAAAUACUGUUUUGAGAUAAACUCAACUUUUUCUUCAGCACCUGUGUAAUAGGUGUCAUACAACAGAAAGAAUAUUAAAGAUCAUAAAAUCUGUAUCA